AUGGGCACAAGCGCCACCUUUACGACCGGACGGAGUCUCGACAAGGAGACGGAAGAUGUCGUCGACGCGGGGGAGAGGGCAGAUGGAGCUUCCGUCCAAGGAGAUGGUGACAUCCCUGGCCACAGUUCGGAUCACAAGAACCAUGAGACCACCGGCUCACCUUCACUCUCCCCUGAAAAAGCCUCGCCAGCAGGGCCAUCAGAGCCAGACGACAAAUACACCCACUGGACCUCCAUCCAAACCUCCCAUGCAAAGUCCCUUCUCACCCGACCCUCUCACAUCUCCAUCAUCCUCACUUCCUACUGUCUCAUUGCGCAAUCUGCCUCAUUCUACUUGGGCGGAGGCUGGCUUUGGUCGAUGGCUGCUCCUCUUGCGGUAGUCUGUCUGGUUCGGUCAAAGAGCCGAGGCAAAUGA
Cryptococcus amylolentus CBS 6039 is the source of this 414-nucleotide messenger RNA. RefSeq lists its product as hypothetical. Bases 1 to 414 code for a protein of 137 amino acids. The transcript is spliced from 2 exons. The record is from RefSeq and is a predicted model, not a curated record. NCBI's taxonomy places the organism in Eukaryota, Fungi, Basidiomycota, Tremellomycetes, Tremellales, Cryptococcaceae.